This is a messenger RNA of Castor canadensis (American beaver), 1431 nucleotides long. It is a transcript of the gene Capg, whose product is annotated as capping actin protein, gelsolin like. Gene Ontology annotation, molecular function: phosphatidylinositol-4,5-bisphosphate binding; actin filament binding. Gene Ontology annotation, cellular component: actin cytoskeleton; cytoplasm. NCBI's taxonomy places the organism in Eukaryota, Metazoa, Chordata, Mammalia, Rodentia, Castoridae. Gene Ontology annotation, biological process: cell projection assembly; barbed-end actin filament capping; actin filament severing. The record is from RefSeq and is a predicted model, not a curated record.
CCCACAUGUAAGGGAGGUUCUGUCCAAACCGACCUAACAGGAUUCUUGCUGAAGGCUAGCCAGGAUGAUCAGCCAUCACCUGGGGGAUGGUGGAGGACAAGAAAGCUGAUCAGAAUCGAGGAAGACUGAAAGUGGAGGGUGGGGACUUCUGACUAUCCUGACUCUUUGGCUAAAACUGGAUUUUACAAGGAAGUGCACAGAUGGACCUAAAAGAAGGCUCAAAAGCAGUUUGGCCAAAGGAUCUUGUCAACACCUACAUUUGAAGAUCUGAAAACAGCAUGUACACACCCAUCCCCCAGAGCCGCUCCCCAUUCCCAACCUCAGUACAAGAUCCUGGCCUGCACAUAUGGCGGGUGGAGAAGCUGAAGCCGGUGCCUGUAGCACGCGAAAACCAGGGUAUCUUCUUCUCGGGGGACUCCUACCUAGUGCUGCACAAUGGUCCAGAAGAGCUUUCUCAUCUGCAUCUAUGGAUAGGCCAGCAGUCAUCCCGGGAUGAGCAGGGGGCCUGUGCUGUGCUGGCUGUGCAUCUCAAUACUCUGCUUGGGGAGCGGCCUGUGCAACACCGUGAGGUGCAGGGCAAUGAGUCUGACCUCUUCAUGAGCUACUUCCCACGUGGCCUCAAGUACCAGGAAGGCGGUGUGGAGUCAGCAUUUCACAAGACUGCCUCAGGGGCCGCCCCAGCUGCUAUCAGGAAACUCUACCAGGUGAAGGGGAAGAAGAACAUCCGUGCCACUGAGCAAGCGCUAAGCUGGGACAGCUUCAACACCGGGGACUGCUUCAUCCUAGACCUUGGCCAGAACAUCUUUGCCUGGUGUGGCGGAAAAUCCAACAUCCUGGAGCGCAACAAGGCGAGAGACCUGGCCCUGGCCAUCCGGGACAGUGAGCGGCAGGGCAAAGCCCAAGUGGAGAUCAUCACUGAUGGGGAGGAGCCUGCAGAGAUGAUCCAGGUUCUGGGUCCCAAGCCUGCUCUGAAGGAGGGCAACCCGGAAGAAGACCUCACAGCUGACCAGUCGAAUGCCCAGGCCUCAGCUCUGUAUAAGGUCUCUGAUGCCACUGGACAGAUGAACCUGACCAAGGUGGCCGACUCUAGUCCCUUUGCCUCCGACCUACUGAUACCUGAUGACUGCUUCGUGCUAGACAAUGGGCUCUGUGGCAAAAUCUACAUCUGGAAGGGGCGAAAAGCUAAUGAGAAGGAACGGCAGGCGGCCCUCCAAGUGGCCGAGGGUUUCAUCUCCCGCAUGCAGUAUGCCCCAAACACUCAGGUGAGGACACACCCACAUCCUCAAACCUUACCCCUGGGGCCCCUCCUGUGCCUCCUACCCCCUCAGACUGGACAAGAGGAGCAGGAGCGCCUCUGCUCACACUUUUGGUGGGAAGGCCCAUUUCAAUCCUUCAUCAUUUAAAAACACAUCCUGUUUUCAAAGAGGAUGU